Molecule: messenger RNA, 420 nt
Organism: Colletotrichum destructivum
Lineage: Eukaryota; Fungi; Ascomycota; Sordariomycetes; Glomerellales; Glomerellaceae
Exons: 1
Coding region: 1-420 (139 amino acids)
Source: RefSeq, a predicted model, not a curated record
AUGGCAACCCCAUGGCCUCCAGAGCAGCUAUGGCCAACGCACCACCGAGAGCAUGCCACCGAACUUAGCAGACACCUCCAGACAGCAGUCAAGUAUAUCGACACCGCAAAUGGAAACCCCCUCAAUCCACAGGCGGUGAGGAUCACGCUCAUCGCGGCCCUCUCGCUGAUCGUUAAAUUACAGAACCUGCCCGAGCUCGGACACCUCCACCAGGCUAUUGAGAGUCUGCGAGCAGAAACCAAAACAGCCAACGAGAACACCACCCGCGAAACGAGAACCAUAAAGAUCGCCCUGCAGCAGAACACAGUCGAACUCAAGGAGAAUACCAACACCACGCGAGCGGCCAACGAGGCCGCUAAGGAAGCCUGGAGAGCCAGCGAGCUGGCGACGAAGGUCGUAAAGGAUAUCAAAGCACUGUGA